AUGCUGAAUCAAACCUCAGUCUCUGAAUUUCUUCUCCUGGGAGUGACAGACAGCCAAGAAAUUCCGCCGCUUCUCUUUGUGGUUUUCCUCACCAUGUACAUUGUCAAUGCAUCAGGGAAUGGAGCCAUUCUGAUGAUUGUCAUCUCUGAUCCAAGACUCCAUUCAGCUAUGUAUUUCUUCCUGGGAAACCUCUCAUGCCUAGAUAUCUGCUACUCUACGGUGACACUGCCAAAGAUGCCGGAGAACUUCCUCUAUUCACAUAAUGCAAUUUCUUUCUUGGGAUGCAUAAGCCAGCUUCAUUUCUUCCACUUUUUUGGAAGCACUGAGACCUUCUUGUUGCCUGUAAUGGCCUUUGACCACUUUGUGGCAAUCUGCAAACCACUUCAUUACACUGUCAUCAUGAAUCAUCAGCUCUGUAUCCAGAUGGCAAGCACUGUUAGUUUUUUCCAUGCUUUGCUGUGCUCCAUAAUGAGCUCUUGCUUGAAGUUUUGUGGCUCCAAACAUAUCCAUCACUUCUACUGUGAUGUUAAGCCACUGCUGGACCUGGCCUGUGGAAACAUCGAUCUCAACCAGAUGCUACUUAAUAUUGUCACGGGGACCAUUGCCAUGAGCUCCUUCUUUCUGACAUUUCUCUCCUAUUUCUCAAUUAUCACCUGUCUCUUCUUCAAGUCUCAUUCUUGCAGCACGCUUCACAAAGCACUGUCUACUUGUGCCUCCCACUUCAUGGUAGUUGUUCUUUUCUACGUUCCUGUCCUUUUCACCUAUGCUUGUCCUUCUUCAGGGAGCUCCAUGGACCGGGAUUGGGUCAUUGCCAUCAUGUACACUGUGGUCACUCCUGUACUGAAUCCACUGAUCUACACCCUGAGGAACAGGGAAGUGAAGGCGGCCUUGAGUAGGGCGAUCAGAAGGAAGCUGUGA
Molecule: messenger RNA, 918 nt
Organism: Choloepus didactylus (southern two-toed sloth)
Lineage: Eukaryota; Metazoa; Chordata; Mammalia; Pilosa; Megalonychidae
Product: olfactory receptor 12D2-like
Exons: 1
Coding region: 1-918 (305 amino acids)
Biological process (GO): G protein-coupled receptor signaling pathway
Cellular component (GO): membrane
Molecular function (GO): G protein-coupled receptor activity; olfactory receptor activity
Source: RefSeq, a predicted model, not a curated record